AUGAUGAUGCGCCGUGUGAUGUGUGUGUUGGCCGUUGUGCUGUGCUGUGCCUGCGGGUAUACCAUGACGGCUGCUGCUGCUGUUGAUAAUGACAGUCCCAGUGGCCGUGGUGUAUCCCGUGGGGCUGUGGAGGUGUCGUGCGGGGCCGGCGGUGCGCUGCGUGUACGCCCCGCUGCUGAGAGCGAGUGGCUUACAUGCGGUGCGGGCAGCCGUGUGUCUGCAUGUGGGAAGUACGCAGACCUCUGCAGCCAGCGUACCACAAGAGCAGCAAGAACAAAAACAACCACUACUACUAGUACUGUUAAUGCUGGACAACCAAAGGCGGUGAUGGCUAUUUGGGGUAUGGGUAGUUGGGGGAAUGUAAAUCUUUCGGUUCCUACGUCACCGAAGCAAGAACCUGCGAGAGUGAACACCCAUUCCGGUACUGAUAACUCCGCCCUUAACUUGCCGCUGGUUACUGAGGAAAGAAAAGGUUCUCUCGUUUCCAAUGAAGUAGAGUCUCACUCCGUUACUGGGGAUGUAACUGUUUCUCCAUCGCAAGUUCAAGUUCAAGAACAACAGAAAGUAGUUAGGCAAACUGAAGAUGGACAAUCUUUGCAAGUUUCCCAACCAAAAGAACAAUCAUCAUCACUAUUAGGUGGUGGUGCUAAAGCAACGUCUGUCACAGAGGAUGAUAGUGUACAGCAUCCUGAGGUUACAACUGAAGGCUCACACGAAGCAGAGGCUGGUGCCACGGAAGGACACACAAAUGCAAAUCCUACUCUAACUACAUCCCCAUCUGGAGAGCAAGCAUCAAACCCGAGUCCACCACAAGAUCAGUCUGCAGAAAGUACAACUAGCAGUAAAGCUAAUGAUGAUACAUCACUCAACUCUUCACUACCAACUGAAACCACCUCCACUACUCCGGCUAGCCCCGAGAACACUACCACAGAAGCACCAACCACCACUCCAUCUCCUGUUCCUGUACCCAACGCAGAGAUCAGCAGUAACAUCACUUCCACUGUACUGAAUAACAAGACUAAUGUUGACAGCAGUGUCAAUCCUGUGUGGAUGCACACUGCAGCACCGCUACUGAUUAUGGCUGUGUGGUUCUCCGCUACCGUGUGCUGA
Messenger RNA from Trypanosoma theileri, 1110 nucleotides. RefSeq lists its product as uncharacterized. The record is from RefSeq and is a predicted model, not a curated record. The transcript has a single exon. Bases 1 to 1110 code for a protein of 369 amino acids. Lineage: Eukaryota; Euglenozoa; Kinetoplastea; Trypanosomatida; Trypanosomatidae.